This is a messenger RNA of Coregonus clupeaformis (lake whitefish), 3622 nucleotides long. RefSeq lists its product as uncharacterized. The transcript is spliced from 9 exons. The record is from RefSeq and is a predicted model, not a curated record. Lineage: Eukaryota; Metazoa; Chordata; Actinopteri; Salmoniformes; Salmonidae. The coding region runs from base 381 to 1499 and encodes 372 amino acids.
UUGGGGCAACAUCGGAUAUCUCAACACCGGCAUCCUGUUGUUGUAAAAUCUGCAAUAUGAUAUUCGAUCAAGACGUACCUUUCCAAAACCUGGAAUGACAAGAUAAUACUUAAGAUCACGAAAUAGCAAGUAGGAAUACGACUUUAAUUGCGAAGUAUUUGAGACCAUUUCCCGGAGCCUGGAUGCUUUCAUAGUUGACAUAUGAUCAAUCAGUCGGUCAUUCGGGAUUCAGACCGAAAAUAUUUUCUUAUCUUUGAACAUUUUACAACCACCAAACCUUUAAUUCCUGCAGGAAUAGGCUUACGAAUAAACAUUGUAGGAUACCCCGUCUAAACGGAACCAGUUCUAGAGAUACAGCGUUUCAAUUUGGAUCAGUAAACAUGAUUGGACUGAAGUACAACGUGUCUCUGCCCAUGGCUGCAGGGGCGUUGUUAGUUGGCAUCCCCUACUCCAUCUCUCUCGUAGCCCAGUGGAUGUACGGCUGGCCUAACAAGCCUGGCUAUAAAAAGUACAUUGAGGCGCUGAAGCCGAGGCGGAUAUACUGUCUGACUAGAGCUGUGCUGGAGAUGCUGAAGUACUUCCAGUACGGCAAACUCUACUUCCAGUGGAAGUCCUGGUACAAGAAUGUAGAAAACCACAAGCAUUAUGAAAAGGGCAUCACGUUUGGUCGUCGUAGCAACCAGCUGGACUUGUACUAUUCUCCCACGGUGGGCCAGCCAGGCAGUGGGCGGGUACCUGUGGUGGUGUUUAUAUACGGCGGGGCCUGGGGGUCAGGGGAGAGAGCCAUGUACUGCCUGUUAGCCAUGCAGACGGCCAAGGAGCUCAGUGCAACCGUGAUCUGCCCCGAUUAUUGCACCUAUCCAAAGGGUAAUGUUUUGUGUAUGGUUCAAGAUAUCGCCGACUGUCUCGUUUGGGCGAGGGAGAACAGCCACAAGUUCAACUUUGACAAAGAUAACAUUGUGUUGAUCGGCCACUCUGCCGGCGCUCACCUAGCUGCUUUAACCGUACUGUUCAUGGUCGAGGGACGACACGAGCUCUUUAUAGAAGCCAACAAGCAGGCAGAGAUCACCAUGGCGAUCAGAGGAGUGACAGGUCUGAGUGGAGUGUACAACGUAAUGGACCACUACGAGCACGAACAGAUGAGAGGUGUGGAGUACGUUUCUACGAUGCACAAAGCCAUGAACGGAGUGGACAGCUUCCCUUACUAUUCGCCCACACACCUACUGAAGACAUUCAGCAAGGAACAACUCAAAAGAGUGCCACCUUUCUGCUUGCUGCACGGAACCAACGACAUCAUAGUUCCGGUGGCAUCUUCCCAGAGGUUCUCUGAGCUGCUCACCUCCCUGUCAAUCAAGGUGUCCCUGUACCUCAUGCCUAAAAUGGACCACACAGAGAUAGUCACCGAUCUAAUGGCGACAGACAGACACUUCUACAACACAGUGUACAGCUGCAUCAAACAGGAGUACAGCAAGUUCAUAGGCCAGUUCUGUGACUGCUGAAUGUCUUCUAGAUUUCUACACAACGAGGAAACUAACUAACACAAUACAUUAUUCAUUCAUUCAUUCAUUCAUUCAUUCAUUCAUUCAUUCAUUCUUUAAUUCAUGAUGUGCCGCAAUUCUUCUUGUUUACAUAUUUCUCAGUGCAUUAUUAGUAUGAUACCGCAAACUUACAGGAUUUAGGCUUUUCGACUUAAAAACAUUGUUUUAGCUCUCAGUUUUAAUUUCAAUAAUGAUUCCUCUUCUUCCUCUGGUGUUUUACUGUGUGAUUUAUGACAGUUCUGUGAUUGUAAACAGACUGAAUGAUAUUUAUGAUAGUUCCAUGAUCGUAAACAGAGUGAUAUUUAUGAUAGUUCCAUGAUCGUAAACAGACUGAAUGAUAUUUAUGAUAGUCCCAUGAUCGUAAACAGACUGAAUGAUAUUUAUGAUAGUUCCAUGAUCGUAAACAGACUGAAUGAUAUUUAUGAUAGUUCCAUGAUCGUAAACAGACUGAAUGAUAUUUAUGAUAGUCCCAUGAUCGUAAACAGACUGAAUGAUAUUUAUGAUAGUUCCAUGAUCGUAAACAGACUGAAUGAUAUUUAUGAUAGUUCCAUGAUCGUAAACAGACUGAAUGAUAUUUAUGAUAGUUCCAUGAUCGUAAACAGACUGAAUGAUAUUUAUGAUAGUUCCAUGAUCGUAAACAGACUGAAUGAUAUUUAUGAUAGUUCCAUGAUCGUAAACAGACUGAAUUAUAUUUAUGAUAGUUCCAUGAUCGUAAACAGACUGAAUGAUAUUUAUGAUAGUCCCAUGAUCGUAAACAGACUGAAUGAUAUUUAUGAUAGUUCCAUGAUCGUAAACAGACUGAAUGAUAUUUAUGAUAGUUCCAUGAUCGUAAACAGACUGAAUGAUAUUUAUGAUAGUCCCAUGAUCGUAAACAGAGUGAUAUUUAUGAUAGUUCCAUGAUCGUAAACAGACUGAAUGAUAUUUAUGAUAGUCCCAUGAUCGUAAACAGAGUGAUAUUUAUGAUAGUUCCAUGAUCGUAAACAGACUGAAUGAUAUUUAUGAUAGUCCCAUGAUCGUAAACAGACUGAAUGAUAUUUAUGAUAGUCCCAUGAUCGUAAACAGAGUGAUAUUUAUGAUAGUUCCAUGAUCGUAAACAGACUGAAUGAUAUUUAUGAUAGUCCCAUGAUCGUAAACAGAGUGAUAUUUAUGAUAGUCCCAUGAUCGUAAACAGACUGAAUGAUAUUUAUGAUAGUCCCAUGAUCGUAAACAGACUGAAUGAUAUUUAUGAUAGUUCCAUGAUCGUAAACAGACUGAAUGAUAUUUAUGAUAGUUCCAUGAUCGUAAACAGACUGAAUGAUAUUUAUGAUAGUUCCAUGAUCGUAAACAGACUGAAUGAUAUUUAUGAUAGUUCCAUGAUCGUAAACAGACUGAAUGAUAUUUAUGAUAGUUCCAUGAUCGUAAACAGACUGAAUGAUAUUUAUGAUAGUUCCAUGAUCGUAAACAGAGUGAUAUUUAUGAUAGUCCCAUGAUCGUAAACAGACUGAAUGAUAUUUAUGAUAGUUCCAUGAUCGUAAACAGAGUGAUAUUUAUGAUAGUUCCAUGAUCGUAAACAGACUGAAUUAUAUUUUAAUAUAAUAGCUGCUGGAUCUGAUGAACGAGAGAUACCAGGCAAACUAAACAUGCAUUUGACAUAUUUGACCUACAGUAAGUCUGGUGUAUGUAGACAACUGUAUGAGAAUAUUGGUUUAACUAGAAUGCCUGUGGGCUAUCCUGGAGUGCCCAGUAAACAGUGUUAUCCAGCAACAGCCUUUAUAGAAAUAUUGUUAUAUUAACGUAUCCAUGAUUUCCAAUGCUUUCUCGAUGGGAGUCGAACGUUGACAGUUAACGUCAACCAUUAACAUCCCAUCCAUUUUCAUGGACAAAGUUCAGAUGAGUUGAGCUUUGGACGGGCCGAUGGAUACGUUAGCCGAUUAGACACGUUCCGCACGGACCAGAAAUGUAUCAGUUCUAAUUUGGUUUGCGUUCUCCACGGAUCAGUUUGGCCGCGUCCCUUAUAUGGCCAGUGUUCUCCCACAUGGCACCCUAUUCCCUACAUAGUGCACUACUUUAGACCAGAGAAUGGCACCCUAUUCCCUAUAUAGUGC